Leishmania mexicana MHOM/GT/2001/U1103 is the source of this 480-nucleotide messenger RNA. RefSeq lists its product as hypothetical. Bases 1 to 480 code for a protein of 159 amino acids. NCBI's taxonomy places the organism in Eukaryota, Euglenozoa, Kinetoplastea, Trypanosomatida, Trypanosomatidae. The transcript has a single exon. The record is from RefSeq and is a predicted model, not a curated record.
AUGCGUGUUCGCACCUACCACAAACAUGCUAUCCAGCGCAACAGCCCUGCUCUGCAAGGCCUCCUCGUCUUGCACACGAUCUUCUCCAUUUUCUACUCUGCCCCUAUCUGGUUCACCUACCUCGGCAUCCGCUGGCACCUGGCCAGCGUCACGUCGCAGCAGCGGAUAUGGAUGAUCUGCGUGCUAAUCAUUUGGUUCUGCACGGAGAUUUUGCGGCUCCACCUCGGCUGUCUGGCCAACAAGCAAUCACUCUUUGGCGGACUCGUCGCAUUCCUGACGAUAACCCUCGUUCCACAGCUCCCGCUUGUCUGUGUUCUUUUGGGCGUCCUGCCGGAGUGUAACGACUUGGAGUUUAGUGUGUGCGUCACGCAGAUCCUGCUGUUGGUGCUGGAGUCCCUCGCGGCACUGCAGCUGUUGUUGCGGGUGACGCGCAACAAUAUCGUUGACUUUUACGUCUCCCUCGGCUCUCCCUACUGCUGA